Ananas comosus (pineapple) is the source of this 2146-nucleotide messenger RNA. RefSeq lists its product as uncharacterized. NCBI's taxonomy places the organism in Eukaryota, Viridiplantae, Streptophyta, Magnoliopsida, Poales, Bromeliaceae. The record is from RefSeq and is a predicted model, not a curated record. The coding region runs from base 905 to 2146 and encodes 413 amino acids. The transcript is spliced from 3 exons.
AUAUAUUGCUGUCCUGCACCACUGCACGUACGAACAAGUACAGACUCGAUGAUUAUGGAGGAUAGAUAAACCAACGGUUGUCAUUCAACAUAACAUCACAAAUAUUUAAUUGUUAUUUUUUAUAUUAUAUACAAUAAAAAAUUAUAACCUAAUUAAAAAUAUAUUUAAGGGGUAGAUAAUUAAAAAAAAAACUAAUACAUCUUCCUAAUUAAUUAUUAAAAUAUAAAAUAAAGAUGAACCCAACUACUACUAAUAAAAUCGGGCUGGUUCACCAAUUUAUUAGUUGAACCACACGUAUGAACAAAUCAAAUUAAGCAAGUUUUAAGUCAGUCCAAUUUGAAUAGGGUAUUAACUAAGCCAAACCAAGGUUUCUUUGGUUUGAUCAAAAAGUAGAAAAUCAAAAAGAGUGGGCAGAGCAUGAAUGGUCCACUAGAAGAUUCUUCUUUGUAAUUAGUAAUCUUAAAACAAAAAUUCCCUAUCAAGGAAAAAAAAAGAGAAAGAAAAUUUGUCCAAGGAUCCUGCAAUGUUGUUGUGGCGGAGCAUGUGAUUACAGUUGAGGAUGCUCCCUUGAAUCUCGUGAUAUAUAGAUAGAUGGAUUCAGUGGUGGGAAUGAAAAUAAACAGAGGUGGAGAGGAGGACGCCACUUGUUCUACUUUAAAGUUCAGACUUCAUGACCUUACCAUUUUCGGCAUUGCUUUCAAGACGUUAAAAAGUGUUUUUAUGUGCAAUGAGUGAUCUGGUGUAAUCUAGUUUCCUCGUGAACUGAAAUAAGCUUAAGUUCCACACAGUAGAAAAGAGAAGGCUUACAUUACAUACCUUCGCAAAUUAUUGCAUCCAAAACUUCUGCUUGCAUUCUCCCCGGCUUCAAAGUCUACUCUUUCCGUCGACGGUGGUGACCGCCACUAUGACAACAACAGACGAUAAAUCUUCAUUUGAUGAACCUCUGGUCACCUCUGGCCCACUCCUGCUGAAUCCAUCCUAUGCCCGAUCCAAGUCUACUGUCCACGACGAGCUCCGUAGCUUCCGUAUCUGCCUCAAGUGGUGGGCCCUCGACCACUCCUCCCCUGCCUCCAUCACCCUCUCCGUUGCCACUUUCCUCUUACUCGCUCUCAUCAUCCCUACCGCCACCUCCCUUUUCCUCCGCCCCGCCUCUUCUCUCUCUUCAGCCUCCUGUUCUUCCUCUGUUUCCUUCAACCGGCUGGCCCAGGUCUCCGAGUCUGGCCUCGCUGCCAUCUCUUUUCUCACCCUUGCAGUCUUCUUCCGGCGCUACGGCCUUCGCCAGCUCCUCUUCCUCGACAGCACCCUCCAAGACGACUCUGCCUUUGUCCGCCGUGCCUACGCCCGCGAGCUCCACCGCGCCUUCAAGCUCCUUAUCUUUAUCCUCCUCCCCUCCUUCUCCGUCGAGUUCGCCCACAAGAUCCUCUUCUUCUCUUCUUCCUCCUUUGCCUUCUCCAUGACCUUCCCAGUCUUCCUCCGGUACAUGCCGUGGAACUCUAUUUUCUUCCUGGCCAGUCUCAUUUCAUGGGUGUAUCGCACAGGGGUGUUCUUGCUUGUAUGUGUGCUGUUCUGCCUCACAUGCGAGCUCCAGAUACUAAGGUUUGAGAGUUUCUUCAAGAUAUUUGAGGAAACAUCUGGAGACAACCAAACUUGCUCCUCAGCCGGCGCCAUAUUCCAGGAGCACCUAAGGAUAAAGACGCAAGUUUUUAAGACAAGCCACCGGUACAGGAUCUUCAUUGUCGCCUGCCUCGUGACCAUCACUAUCAGCCAGCUGGGCGCUCUUAUGCUUGUCCUCUUGUCCAAAUCCAACAAGAAUUUCUGCAACUCCGGCGAUCUUGUGGUCUGUUCUGUUGUCCAGCUAAGUGGGUUCUUGAUGUGUUUAGUAGGAGCUGCGAGGAUCACUCACAGAGCUCAAAGAGUCGUCUCCAUCGCCAGCCGCUGGCACAUGGCCCUGACCUCCAUUUUAUCCUCAACCCCCGACGAACAAGGUUUUGAGAGUAGACAAGCACUAGUGACAUAUUUGCAGCACAAUGGUGGGGGAAUCACUUUGUUUGGAUUUGCGCUCGACCGUGGAUUGCUCCACACGAUCUUCGCCUUUGAAAUGACUCUAGUGCUAUGGAUCUUAAGCAAAGUAGUUGUUCUUGCUUAA